Molecule: messenger RNA, 9309 nt
Organism: Conger conger (European conger)
Lineage: Eukaryota; Metazoa; Chordata; Actinopteri; Anguilliformes; Congridae
Gene: nipbla
Product: NIPBL cohesin loading factor a
Exons: 47
Coding region: 480-8519 (2679 amino acids)
Biological process (GO): brain development; regulation of gene expression; establishment of mitotic sister chromatid cohesion
Cellular component (GO): Scc2-Scc4 cohesin loading complex
Molecular function (GO): chromatin binding
Source: RefSeq, a predicted model, not a curated record
AGCUGCACUUCCGGUCGGCAUUUUGUUCUGCGAGAGGGAGAGAGAGUCUGAGUGGACCCUUUUGAUCCCCGCGUCAGUCGUCAUAAUUUUCCAAAAUCGGGCGAAAUAUACAAACAUUUUCCUUUGGUGUCGGUGUAAAACCGACGAAAAGGCCGGACGAUCGAAUGUUCCUCCAGUUGCACCCGUUCAAGCCUACAUGUUUGCAGUGAGACGGAAGAAGAACGAACCUCCCCGACCCGGAUUAUUGUUGUUAGCUAGCUAGCUAGCCAGCUAGCUAACCAGCUAUCUACAUUAUUUCUACGGAGGAGCUGCGAGAAAGAGAGGGGGAGCCAGAGAUACAGACCCGGACCGUUUACAAGAUUUUUUCUUUUCUUUUUUAAACAAAAUAUCUGGAGCAUUAAGGAGAUGUGAGGUACGGUCGGACGGCGGCGACACUGAGCAACCUGUGCAUCGACACAACCUCCCCCCCCACCUUCAGCAUGAAUGGGGAUAUGCCUCAUGUGCCCAUCACCACUCUCGCUGGGAUCGCUAGCCUCACUGACUUGUUAAACCAGCUGCCCCUGCCCUCCCCUCUCCCCGCCACCACCACUAAGAGCCUGCUGUACAAUGGGAGGAUCGCGGAGGAGGUCAACUGCCUGCUGGCCUGCAGGGACGAGACCCUGGUGUCCCAACUGGCCCACAGUCUCAACCAGGUCUCCACCGAGCACAUUGAGCUGAAGGAUAACCUGGGCAGUGAUGAGCCGGAGGGGGACGUGCCGGUGCUGCUGCAGACGGUGCUGUCCAGGAACCCCAACAUCUUCAGGGAGAAAAGUAUAAUGCAGCAACCAAUGAUGCCACAGUACAAAAUUAACCAGAAUUCCAUGCACGGCAGUCCAGCAUCAACAAAUUACCAGCAAGCCACCAUCUCACACAGCCCUUCCAGCCGCUUCGCCCCGCCACAGACGAGUUCGGGCAACAGGUUUGUGCCCCAGCAGAACAGCCCGGUGCCCAGCCCCUACGCGCCGCAGAGUCCGGCGGGCUACAUGCAGUACCCCCACCCGCCCAGCUACACCCAGCACCAACAGAUCCAGCAAGUGUCAGUAGCUAGCCCCAUGGUGCCUGGUGGCCUGAGGAACAUCCACGAAAGCAAGGUCUCCGGGACGAUGUCGAGUAACUCGGCGAACCACCACGCGGAUCGACACGGCUCCAACGAAGAAUACAUGAACAUCGUUCACCGACUAGGAAGUGAGCAGAGCGACCCAUCCAUGCGAAACGCCUCCUUCCCCGUGGGGUCUCCGCAGUCCGUCUGCUCCCCUGCCGUCAGCGAUGGGACCCCCAAAGGAGGGUCCCGCCUCCCGCUCAUCCUCCAGUCCCCGCCCCCCUACACCUCCCCCCGUGACGGGCCUCCGGACCUCCUCCUGGACUCCCCGGAACACAAGAAGAAGCAGAAGAAGAUGAAAACGGGCAAAGACGACAAGGAGCAGGCGGCGGACAAGUCGGCCAUGUACGACAUCGUGAGCUCGCCCUCCAAGGACUCCACCAAGCUGACGCUGCGCCUCUCCCGGGUCAAGAGCUCGGAGACCGACCCGUCGGGCGAGCUGCUGCCCGGCGCCGAGGCCGGGUCCGAUCCCGAGGCCGGCGAGCUGGCCUACAACAGCCUGCAGCCGUUCCCUGGGGGCCUGCCGCCCCGCACGCCGCAGCAGGACCAGGCCCUGCGGCCCGGCCAGUGCCUGGCCCCCGGCGAGCUGGCCUACCUGCAGCCCCAGCAGGUCCCCGUGCUCCAGAACACGGGGGCGGCCGCCAAACAGCCGCCCGGCCCGGGGGGCCCGCCGCUGUCCGCCGGCACCACGCCGUACGACGAGGUGGAGAUGGACGCGCUGGCCGAGAUCGAGAGGAUAGAGCGCGAGUCCGCCAUCGAGCGGGAGCGCUGCUCCAAGGAGGUGCAGGACAAAGACAAGCCGCUGAAGAAGCGUAAGCAGGACUCGUACCCGCAGGAGCCGGGCGCGGGGGGCACGGCGGGGGGCACGGCGGGCUCCAGCGGGGGUCCGGGCGCCGGCGGGAACGCCGGGAACAGGGUGGCGCCCCAGGAGGCCAGCUCCGCCGGCAACGGGGCCAGCCGGCCGGCCCUGAUGGUGAGCAUCGACCUGCAGCACGCGGGCCGGGCCGACGGGCAGGCGGAGCCCUGCACGGCCGCGCCCACGCCCGCCCUGGAGGCCCAGCGCUGGCCCGAGGAGCCCCGGGAGGGCCCGGCCGCCGAGGGGGCCGACACGGCCGGCGUGCUGCGGCUGAAGCCCGAGGACGCGUCCCGCAGGAGGGCGGACGGGGAGCUGCAGCGCGCCGCCGACCGCAGGCCGGAGGUCAUCAAGCAGCGGCCCGACACGCCCAAGAAGGGCCCGGCCGACGCCCCGCGGCAGAAGGGCCCGGACGGGCACAAGCACGAGCACCGGCGCGACCCCUCCGGCAAGCCGGGCGAGCGGCGCGGCGACCCGGCCAAACACCGGCACGACGGCGCCAAGCCCGAGGGCAAGCCCCGCCCCGACGGCCGGGCCCAGGACGGGAGGCCCUCCUCCUCCUCCCGCAGGGACGGCCACGACGGGCACCGGGACGACCGGCACCGCGGCGACCCGGCCCGCAUCCGCCGGCCCGACACGCCCAAGUCCGGCCGCGGGGAGCACGACCCCAGGCACGGCCGCGACCGGGACCGCGACCGCGAGAGGGAGAGGAAGCACCGGUCCCCAGAGGAGCGGGCGCGGCCUGACAGCCCCAGGGUGAAGCAGGAGGGCCGGGGGGGCCUGGACUCCAGCGGCCGGCCUCGCUCCGACCGGCCCGGCUUCAAACCGCCCGGCGCCGACGCCGGCCGCAACCGGCCCGAGGGCCACAAGCCCCCGCAGCCCGACGUCAAGACCCCCGAGUUCCCCUCCUUCCUCCUGGGGGGCAAGACCGGGGCGCUGAGGAACUUCGUCAUCCCCAAAAUCAAGCGGGACAAGGACGCCAACGCGGGCGCGGACCUGCGCACGCUGACGGAGGGCUGGAGCGAGCCGCGCGUGAAGCUGGAGCGCAUCGGCCUGGUGGAGGACCUCAACAAGGGCGCCAAGCCCGUGGUGGUGCUGCAGAAGCUGACCUUCGACGAGGUGCAGAAGUUCAUCAGGGACAAGGAGGACAGGAACGCUCGCAGCUCCAAGUCUGGCAAGAACAGGCUGUCCUCGGGGAAGAUGAAAGGUGGGAUCGACCAGUCGGUGCUGAAGGACCUUCCUCCGGAGCUGCUGGCCGAGAUCGAGUCCACCAUGCCCCUGUGCGAGCGCGUGAAGAUGAACAAGCGCAAGCGCAGCACGGUCAACGAGAAGCCCAAGUACGCCGAGGUCAGCUCCGAUGAGGACAGCGACACGGGCGAGUCUGCCCGGAAAAAGCAGAAGAAGGACCGUGACCGCGACCGGGACCGCGACCGGGCGUGGGAGUGUGCGGAGCGGGAGCAGCGGAAGGGCGGGAUCCACGAAGGCGGCCGCAGGGGGUCCGGGAGCCGCUACCGGGAACGCAGUCCGGAAUAUUCCGAAUCCGGGUCGCCCCCACCCACCUUCACCGACAUUGCCAAGAAGAUGAGGAAAAAGGAAAAGCAGAAGAAGAGGAAAGCGUACGAGCCGAAGCUCACACCUGAAGAAAUGAUGGACUCUUCAACUUUUAAGAGGUUCUCAGCCAGUGUGGACAACAUCUUGGAAAACUUGGAAGACAUGGACUUCACUGCUCUGGCUGACGAUGACGAGAUUCCUCAGGAGCUGCUGCUGGGGAAACACCAGCUGAGUGAGCUGGGCAGCGAGUCGGCCAAGAUCAAGGCCAUGGGCAUCACAUGCAGGCUUCCAUCCGACAAGCUGGUGAAGGUGCUGAACAUCCUGGAGAAGAACAUUCAGGAUGGCUCCAAGCUCUCCACGCUCAUGAACCACGACAACGACACGGAGGACGAGGAGCGGCUUUGGCGGGACCUGAUCAUGGAGCGCGUGACCAAGUCGGCCGACGCCUGCCUGACGGCGCUCAACAUCAUGACGUCGCUGCACAUGCCCAAGGCCGUGUACAUCGAGGACGUGAUCGAGCGCGUGCUGCAGUACACCAAGUUCCACCUGCAGAACACCCUGUACCCGCAGUACGACCCCGUCUACCGGGUGGACCCUCACGGAGGUGGGCUGAUGAGCUCGAAGGCCCGGCGAGCAAAGUGCUCCACCAACAAGCAGAGGGUCAUCGUCAUGCUGUACAACAAGGUGUGCGACAUCGUCAGCAACAUCUCCGAGCUCCUGGAGAUCCAGCUGCUGACCGACACCACUAUCCUCCAGGUCUCCUCCAUGGGCAUCACACCCUUCUUUGUGGAGAACGUCAGCGAGCUCCAGCUGUGUGCCAUCAAGCUGGUCACUGCGGUUUUCUCCCGGUACGAGAAGCACAGGCAGCUGAUCCUGGAAGAGAUCUUCACUUCUCUGGCCCGGCUGCCAACCAGCAAACGCAGCCUCAGGAACUUCAGGCUGAACAGCACGGAUGUGGACGGGGAGCCCAUGUACAUUCAGAUGGUGACGGCUCUGGUGCUCCAGCUCAUCCAGUGCGUCGUCCACUUGCCCUCCGACAAGGACGCAGAGGACCAUUGUGGCAACAAGGUGGAUCAAGACGUCCUGAUCACAAACUCCUACGAGACCGCAAUGAGGACCGCACAGAACUUCCUCUCCGUGUUUCUGAAGAAGUGUGGCAGCAAGCAGGGGGAGGAGGACUACCGGCCGCUCUUUGAGAACUUCGUCCAGGACCUGCUGUCCACGGUCAACAAGCCGGAGUGGCCCGCGGCCGAGCUGCUGCUCAGUCUCUUGGGCCGGCUGCUGGUGCACCAGUUCAGUAACAAGCAGACGGAAAUGGCUCUGCGGGUGGCUUCCCUAGACUACCUGGGGACCGUGGCAGCCCGACUCCGCAAGGACGCGGUCACCAGCAAGAUGGACCAGCGCUCCAUCGACAGGAUCCUGCAGCAGAAUCCAGGCAGCGACGAGACGCAGCAGCUGCAGAAGACCCUGCUGGACUACCUGGAGGAGAACGCAGAGACUGACCCCUCGCUCGUGUUUGCGCGGAAGUUCUACGUGGCGCAGUGGUUCCGGGACACCACCACGGAGUCGGAGAAGGCGAUGAAGUCGCAGAACCAGAAGGAUGAGGACUCGUCAGACGGGCCGCACCACGCCAAGGACAUCGAGACCACGGGCGACAUCAUGCAGAAGGCCGAGGUCCGGAAGAAGUUCCUGCGCUCCAUCAUCAAGGCCACGCCCGCGCAGUUCAGCACGCUGAGAAUGAACACGGACACCGUGGACUAUGACGACUCGUCCCUGAUCGUCCGUUAUUUGGCCUCUAUGAGACCCUUUGCACAGAGCUUCGAUAUUUAUUUAACGCAGAUCCUGAGGGUCCUCGGGGAGAGUGCCAUUGCGGUCAGAACUAAAGCCAUGAAGUGUCUCUCUGAGGUGGUGGCUGUGGAUCCCAGCAUCCUGGCUCGCUCGGACAUGCAGCGUGGGGUGCACGGCAGGCUGAUGGAUAACUCCACCAGCGUGCGGGAGGCAGCGGUGGAGCUCCUGGGUCGCUUUGUGCUGAGCCGGCCCCAGCUGACCGAGCAGUACUACGACAUGCUGAUCGAGAGGAUACUGGACACGGGAAUCAGCGUGAGGAAGAGGGUGAUCAAGAUCCUGCGGGACAUCUGUCUGGAGCAGCCGGCCUUCCCCAAGAUCACCGAGAUGUGCGUGAAGAUGAUCCGCCGGGUCAACGACGAGGAAGGCAUCAAGAAACUGGUGAACGAGACAUUCCAGAAGCUGUGGUUCACUCCCACCCCCAAUCACGACAAGGAAGCCAUGACCCGCAAGAUCCUCAACAUCACAGACGUGGUGGCUGCCUGCCGAGAUACCGGCUACGAUUGGUUCGAACAACUGCUUCAGAAUCUGCUGAAGUCCGAGGAGGACGCCUCCUACAAACCAGCCAAGAAAGCCUGCGUGCAGCUCGUGGACAAUCUGGUGGAACACAUCCUGAAAUACGAAGAGUCCCUCGCAGACACUGAGCACAAGAGCGUGAACUCGACCCGCCUGGUGGCCUGCAUCACCACACUGUACCUGUUCAGCAAGAUCCGCGCCCAGCUAAUGGUGAAGCACGCUAUGACCAUGCAGCCCUACCUGACCACCAAGUGCAACACCCAGAGCGACUUCAUGGUGAUCUGCAACGUGGCAAAGAUCCUGGAGCUGGUGGUGCCUCUGAUGGAGCACCCGAGUGAGACCUUCCUCACCACCAUAGAAGAAGACCUGAUGAAGCUCAUCAUCAAAUACGGCAUGACGGUUGUGCAAAACUGUGUAAGCUGUCUUGGGGCGGUGGUCAAUAAGGUCACUCACAAUUACAAGUUUGUUUGGGCCUGCUUCAAUCGCUACUAUGGCGCUCUGACCAAGCUGAAGCUGCAGCACCAGGAGGAUCCCAACAGCACGGUCCUGGCUGCCAACAAGCCGGCGCUGCUGCGAUCCCUGUUCACCGUGGGAGCCCUGUGCCGCCACUUCGACUUCGACCUGGAGGAGUUCAAAGGCAACAACAAGAUCGUUAUUAAAGACAAGGUUCUGGAGCUGCUGCUGUACUUCACCAGACACGAGGAUGAGGAGGUUAAGACCAAGGCCAUCAUCGGCUUAGGCUUCCUGUUCAUCCAGCACCCGAGCCUGAUGUUCGUCCCGGACGUGAAGAACCUGUACAACGGCAUCCUGUCGGAGCGCCGCAGCUCCGUCAACCUGAAGAUCCAGGUGCUGAAGAACCUGCAGACCUACCUGCAGGAGGAGGACUCCCGCAUGCAGGAGGCUGACCGCGAGUGGAAGAAGCUGUCGAAGCAGGAGGACCUGAAGGAGAUGGGAGACAUCUCGUCAGGCAUGAGCAGCUCCAUCAUGCAGCUGUACCUGAAGCAGGUGUUGGAGGCCUUCUUCCACACCCAGUCCAACGUGCGUCACUUCGCCCUCAACGUCAUCGCCCUGACCCUCAACCAGGGCCUCAUCCACCCUGUGCAGUGCGUGCCGUACCUGAUCGCCAUGGGAACGGACCCGGAGCCCAGCAUGAGGAACAAAGCCGAUCAGCAGCUGGUGGAAAUCGACAAGAAGUACACCGGCUUCAUUCAUAUGAAGGCCGUGGCCGGGAUGAAGAUGUCGUACCAGGUGCAGCAGGCCAUCUGGGCGGCCCACGACACCAUCAUCCGGGGCUUCCGGCAGGACGAGACCAACGCCGCGCUCUGCUCCCAUCUCUUCAGCAUGGUGCGGGGCAACCGGCAGCACCGGAGAGCUUUCCUCAUCGCGCUGCUCAACCUGUUCGACGACAGCGCCAAGACGGACGUGAACAUGCUCCUGUACAUCGCGGACAAUCUGGCCUGCUUCCCCUUCCAGACACAGGAGGAGCCCCUGUUCAUCAUGCAUCACAUCGACAUCACGCUGUCUGUGUCCGGGAGCAACCUGCUGCAGUCCUUCAAGGAGUCCCUGCUGAAGACUCCCAGGCGACCGGAGAAGAAGGUGCGUGAGCGGCGGUAUGACUCGGAGGAGGACGAGGAGAAGGCGGUGCGGCGGAGCAGCGGGGACAGCAGUGAGGAAGAGGAGGAGGUGGUGCGCCGUCGGAAGAAGCCCCGUCGGGCGGCAGCGGCCGUGCACUCCGACUCGGAGUCAGACUCGGACCUGGAGACGGAGGACGUGGACAAGGUGAUGCAUCGUCUGCCGGACAACACCACGCCCCUGCUGGACUUCGCCAAUGCCUCCCAGGGCAUCCUGCUGCUCCUGGUGCUCAAACAGCACCUCAAGAACCUCUACGGCUUCUCAGACAGCAAAAUCCAGAAGUACUCCCCGACGGAAUCGGCCAAGGUGUACGACAAGGCGGUGAACCGGAAGGCCACCGUGCACUUCAGCCCACGCCAGACGGUCGACUUCCUCUCCAACGACGUGGCCCACUCCACCGUCACCUACGAAAUCAAGAGGAAGAUCGUCAAGCAGUAUCUGGACUUCAAGCUCCUAAUGGAGCACUUGGACCCUGAUGAGGAGGACGAGGAAGGGGAGGCGUCGGCCAGCGCCAAUGCCCGAAACAAAGCCAUCUCCAACCUGCUCGGGGGCUCCAGCCCCAAGAACCACGCCCCGGACACGGAGGACGACGAGAGUGACGGCGAUGAGAAGACCCCGGGGUCGCGGCGGUCCCGGAGGGGAGGAGACUCAGCCGAGGCGUCAGGCCACAUGAACGAGACGGUGGAGGCCAUGGACGUCAUCGCCAUCUGCUGCCCUAAGUACAAGGACCGGCCGCAGAUCGCACGCGUCAUCCAGAAGACCAACACCGGCUACAGCGUGCACUGGAUGGCCGGCUCCUACUCCGGGACCUGGGCAGAGGCCAAGAAGCGCGACGGACGCAAACUGGUGCCUUGGGUGGACACUAUCAAGGAGUCGGACAUCAUUUACAAGAAAAUCGCCUUGACCAGUGGCCACAAGCUGACCAACAAAGUGGUGCAGACUUUACGAUCGCUGUACGCAGCCAAGGACGGGACUUCCAGCUAAUGAACUCUGCAGUUUCUACCAUUCAAACCCCCCUCCACCCCCACCCCUCCACAGCCAAACUUCACUGGGAUCCAACCUUUUUUUAAAAAAAACCAACACAGGCAAGAGGCAAGAAAAUGAGACACUACAAGAACCCUAAAACGCAGCAUUCUGGCAUCGCGAGAGAGAACGAGUUGUGAAUAUCGGUCAGACGUACAGAUCCAGGACACAUUUAAGCAACUCUGAAACAAAAGAAAAAGUCACGUAGACGAGAACACAGAAUCCAGAAGGAAAUGUUUGGUAAACAUUGCGUGGGAGUUCCUUCGCUGUUGUGCAGCAGACCCUGGUCGUUUUGAUUUCUACUCCCACUGUAUCAUAGUUUAACACAAAAAAAACUCAAAUGUUUAUAUCUCGGAGAAAAAAAAGAAAAAAGAAAAAAAAUUCUGUUUAAAAAAAAAAAUAAAACUUAAAAGUGAAUGUUGGAAAUUAGUCUGUUGAUGUUCUUAAUAAAGUGUUCUUGGAGUUUAACCUAGCACCGGAUGACUUUCUUUAGCUUAGCUCAUUUUCCUGGGAAGCGAUUUUUAUUUUUGUUUACUUUUGUUUGUCCAUGCUGUACAAUGGCAGAGUCUCCUGGAUAUAAUUUAUUCUGUUUUAAAGGAAGCAUGCAGUAUCUGUGGCCUACAUACAGGAGGGUUUUUUUUUGUAAAUGUAGAUUUUGAUGUAUUAGGUCACCCCACUAAUAAGAGGAAAGGGAUCCCCAGCAUCUCUGGCGGAACAAAUACUGCAAUAAAUUUUCUACUUCUCUUUGUUA